AGCAAAUUGGACGGCGAUUUAGUUGAAACUCAUAACAAGUGUUUUGGAAACUGUGAAAGUACUUAAAUGUGUAAAGAAUUAUUUUAGCGUUAAACAAAUAUAUUUUUGCAAGCGUUUCACAAGUUUGCCCACACACACUUUGCACCUCACACAAUUCGAUAAUCAAAACAUCGCGCCCAAUUAAAUAUAUUGUGAAAACUUGAUUGGCAUGCAUGGGUCAGCAGCGCUGGAAGUAUGUAUAAAUUAAAGUGUUAGCUAAACCGCUAUACUUGCAUACAUUCAUACAUACACAUAUAUAUAUAUAUACAUACAUAAGAGUACGUUCCGCGCACCACUCAAAGUGGUUUACUAUUCAAAAAAUCGCUACUCACUGUCACAGUCGAACGUUGAAAGUGCGCGCCCACAGAAGCAUUCGCAUGUGCAGAUAUUGUUCACUGCUGUCGAAUCGAUUAUAAAUUUCAUUUAUUUACAUAGCUACUUUAUACACUUCGUAUACUAUAUUACGCGUUAUUUGUCGCCGGUGCGACUCAUUAGUGGCCUAGCAAUGCAAUUACUUCCCAAUAUUAAUAAUUGCAAUCCAUUGAAAAGAGACGCCGCAAUAAUUUUGGUGGUACUCUGCAUUUUAUCCGUCAUUGAUGGGUCGGCGGCACGUAUUGGUGGUCGAAAAUAUACCAACAAUUACCGCGAUGUCAAUGAUGACACAACGGUGAACGUGAAUGGGGAGAAUACGCGCCCAAUCAUCGGUAUCCUAACACAGGAAGUUUCAAAUUUUGUGCUCCGUAAAUAUCCGGAUAAGGACUACACCAGUUAUAUUGCCGCUUCGUAUGUGAAAUUUGUUGAAGGUGCCGGCGGACGUGUCGUACCGAUUUGGAUUGAUCGAGAGAGGGAAUAUUAUGAGGACAUUAUGUCUAAGAUUAAUGGUGUGCUACUGCCUGGCGGUGCAACCUACUUCAAUCAGUCAAAUGGCUAUGCCGACGCCGGCCAACACAUUUACAAUAUUGCCAUCGAAAUGAAUGAAAACGGCUCAUAUAUGCCUAUUUGGGGAACUUGCUUGGGCUAUGAGCUGCUUAUCUAUUUGACGGCGAACGGUACAGAUUUACGCACCGAUUGCUCCUCAUCUGCGCAAGCAUUGCCAUUGGAAUUCGAGCAGGGCUACAAUGAGAGCAGGCUUUUCGGCGAAGCAAAUGAUGAAGUGCUGUAUAUUCUGGGCACCUACAAUGUUACAGCAAAUUUUCACAUCUUCUGUUUCACAAAAGAGACGUUUGCCCUUUAUGGUCUUAACAACUCCUGGGACGUGCUGAGCAUCAACCACGACCGUUAUGGCGCCGAAUUCAUAUCGACCGUCGAACAUGUCAAAUAUCCAUUUUAUGGCGUACAAUUUCACCCAGAAAAGAUACUUUACGAAUUUGUACCUAAUCGUAAUAUUACCCACACCUCGCAAGCUGUUAUCGCUUCACAAUAUUUUGCAGACUUUUUCGUGAAUGAAGUGCGUAAGAAUUGGCACCAUUUCGUCAAUGACACUGAGGAGAUGGAGGCACUCAUCUACAAUUAUCAACCGGUGUAUACGGGUGCUAAGGGCUCAGCGUUCGUACAGCAAUAUUUGUUUGAGUCGGGCGAGGGCUACAGCGUAGCUGCUCAGGCUGGCGCUACAAAGUUGCAAUGUUUGUUGGCACUAAUUACGUUAUGUGUGGCAGAGGUGUGGAGGCGCAUAUGACGUCAAGACAAUUAUCGAAUUUUCUGGCUAUUCGGUCACUCAGUAACGUUCACAUAACGGGCGUAUUGCCAACAGUUUUCGCCAAACACCUGCUGAGAAAAUAAAUCUAAAUAAGAACAGAUGAACAUUAAAGUAAAGAGACGCUAGUGGAAUUAAAAUGAAGUUAUGAGAUAAUUUCAUUUCCAUUUAAUUUUUAAUUAUUUUUUAUUACGUGGACUUAGGUAGUGGAAAGCAGAACUGAAAUAAAAUAAUUUGUAUGGAACGAAGCCCUUCGCAGCCAGUUUACUCAAUGAAAAGUUACUUUAAAAAUAUUUACACCUAAUUUAUAAUAAAUCAAUAAGUACAUAAAGCAAUUUUUAAAUAAU
Anastrepha obliqua is the source of this 2079-nucleotide messenger RNA. It is a transcript of the gene l(3)72Dp, whose product is annotated as gamma-glutamyl hydrolase A. Gene Ontology annotation, molecular function: gamma-glutamyl-peptidase activity. The record is from RefSeq and is a predicted model, not a curated record. Gene Ontology annotation, biological process: tetrahydrofolylpolyglutamate metabolic process. Lineage: Eukaryota; Metazoa; Arthropoda; Insecta; Diptera; Tephritidae. The coding region runs from base 545 to 1714 and encodes 389 amino acids. Gene Ontology annotation, cellular component: vacuole. The transcript has 6 exons.